UCGCGACAAUGGCUAUUUUCAACGAACCAUAAAGAUAUCGGAACAUUAUAUUUUAUUUUCGGAGCUUGAGCAGGUAUAGUGGGAACAUCUCUUAGAAUCUUAAUCCGGGCAGAACUGGGUCACCCAGGAGCUUUAAUCGGAGAUGAUCAAAUCUAUAAUGUCAUCGUAACAGCUCAUGCAUUUGUUAUGAUUUUUUUCAUAGUGAUACCUAUUAUAAUUGGAGGAUUUGGAAAUUGACUAGUACCCCUAAUACUAGGAGCGCCAGAUAUAGCAUUCCCUCGAAUGAAUAAUAUAAGAUUUUGAUUAUUACCCCCCUCUCUUACAUUACUUUUAGUGAGCAGUAUAGUAGAAAACGGAGCUGGUACAGGUUGAACUGUUUAUCCUCCCCUUUCAUCAAUUAUCGCUCAUGGUGGAGCCUCAGUUGAUUUAGCUAUUUUUUCUCUACAUUUAGCUGGUAUUUCAUCAAUUUUAGGGGCCGUAAAUUUCAUUACUACAGUAAUUAAUAUGCGAUCAACAGGAAUCACAUUUGACCGGAUACCUUUAUUCGUUUGAGCUGUAGUAUUGACAGCUCUUCUUUUACUUCUAUCUCUACCUGUAUUAGCCGGAGCUAUUACUAUACUUUUAACAGACCGAAAUUUAAACACCUCUUUCUUCGACCCGGCUGGUGGUGGAGACCCUAUUUUAUACCAACAUUUAUUUUGAUUCUUUGGACACCCUGAAGUUUAUAUUUUAAUUUUACCAGGAUUCGGUAUAAUUUCUCAUAUUAUUAGACAAGAAUCGGGUAAAAAGGAAACAUUUGGUUCCUUAGGUAUAAUUUACGCUAUAAUAGCAAUUGGAUUACUUGGAUUUAUUGUAUGAGCCCACCAUAUAUUUACAGUAGGUAUAGAUGUUGAUACUCGAGCUUACUUCACUUCAGCUACAAUAAUUAUUGCUGUUCCUACUGGAAUUAAAAUUUUCAGAUGACUAGCCACUCUUCAUGGAACACAAUUAAAUUAUUCCCCAGCUAUGCUAUGAGCUUUAGGUUUUGUAUUUUUAUUCACAGUUGGGGGACUAACUGGAGUAGUAUUAGCCAACUCUUCUGUUGAUAUUAUUCUUCAUGACACUUACUACGUAGUAGCUCAUUUCCAUUAUGUUUUAUCAAUAGGAGCAGUAUUUGCUAUUAUAGCUGGAUUUGUACACUGAUACCCAUUAUUUACUGGAUUAGUUUUAAAUCCUAAGUGAUUAAAAAGUCAAUUUAUUAUUAUAUUUAUUGGUGUAAACUUAACUUUCUUCCCUCAACACUUCUUAGGAUUAGCAGGAAUACCUCGACGUUACUCCGACUACCCAGAUGCUUACACAACGUGAAACGUAGUUUCUACAAUUGGUUCAUCAAUUUCUUUACUAGGAAUUCUUUUCUUUUUAUUUAUUAUUUGAGAAAGAUUAGUUACUCAACGUCAAGUAAUUUACCCAAUACAACUUAGUUCUUCAAUUGAAUGACUUCAAAAUACACCACCUGCUGAACAUAGUUAUUCAGAAUUACCUCUUUUAACUAAUU
Molecule: messenger RNA, 1534 nt
Organism: Zeugodacus cucurbitae (melon fly)
Lineage: Eukaryota; Metazoa; Arthropoda; Insecta; Diptera; Tephritidae
Source: the annotation of a RefSeq genome assembly